UAACUAAAUGUGUCAUGGAGGCUUUCAAACCACAGAUGUGGUGAGUAACAUAAGGUUCACAAUUUUGAAAUGUAAAACAAGUUACAAUUUUUAACAGAAACCCCAUUAUAGAUACAAAGCUAACAUUAUUUAGCACUUUCUAUGUUGAGCACCAUUCCAAUACAUAUGUUAACUAAUUCAGUCUUCACAUCAAUCCUCAUACAACCUAUAAGUUGUGUACUAGUAUUUAUCCCUGUUUCCUGGUGAGAAACCAACAGAGAGAGAGUUUAAGUUGUUUGCCCAAGGUAACAGCUAGUAAGUGGCAGAACCUGGCUUUGAGUAGAGGCUAUCUGGCUCUAGAACCCACGGUUUUAACUAUUCACAAUGCUGCUUUAUAAUAUUGUUAAUAAUCAUUAUGUUCUGAAAGGUUACAUAUCUACUACAGGAACAUGCAUUUGAUAUGUUUCCUUAGGCCUAACACUAAGUUAAUAUCAUGACAAUCUGUCUUGGCUAUGAUUUUCUAAUGUUGUUUUAGUAUGAUUUACAUUUGCAAUUUUUAUUAUCUGUUUUUUAUAUUAUAUCCCCAGUUUAACAAACAAAAAGGUCAGUGACUUGAAAGUGGUUUAUUAAAAUAUAAAAGAAGAGAUGAAAAUAGUAAAUACUAUUAUUCAGAAUAAUAUAAUUGUAAAUAGUGAACAGGAUUCCAGGGCAAAUAGAGAACAUGAGUCUCUAGGGCUGGGAUAAGGUGAGUCUAUGAAUGUAAUUUUUCUGAACAAGCAGCUGAAACAGAUAACGGAAAUUAGCAAAUACAAGAAAUAUAAGAAACUUGGAUUUUAACUGGUGAGCCAUUCUAAGUCUCCCAUUUAUUGUCUUUUCUGAACCCUUUCAAACAAUAACUUAAAGCCAUUAAAGUUAUAUUAUUUUCAGACAAAGCAGAGUAACUUUUGGGAAAGGAAAGACAUUUUUCAAGAAAAAGUAGGCGUCCUUGUCAGGGUGGGCAGCGCCGCCGCGGCGGGCCUGGGGCUUGGGGCCUGGAGCCUCGGCCUGGGGCGCUGGCGGGCGGCCCCUCCCAGCACCUGGCGCACCCCUGCCCGGCCGUCCACUGCCUUGAAGGUCAAGUCACUUCUUUCUGCGCCGCGGGCGUGUUCUGCGCUGCAGGCGGCUUCCUCGGCGGCAGCCCAGCGGAGGAGGCGUAGAGGGCGGCGAGUGGGGGCCAGCAGCUCAAAUCUCCCGCUAGCCCAGCCAGCCCCGCGUACCCCGAGGGCCGCGGCGAACCCGGAGGAGCGUUCAGGCUUCCCGUUUUUAAGGUGGAGACGUCCAGGACCUCUUUAUUAGAUGUUUAGGAAUUUUAGUUUUUCCGUAGGGCGAUGGUCAUCGUGAGCAUCUGUGGGGUCAGGCUGGGCUAACUGGGGUUUUGAUUGUAAGUUUCGUGUGGACAAGGGCAUGUCUGAUGGGGAAGAAAGUCCUUGGCAUUGCAUCUUAGCUGUUGGGAGCUGUGCCGUGCGAGCCAGAUGGGCAGUGUGUGCUCCCCAAGGACUGGCCUGAGUGCCUUAGCCUAGUUACUCACGGGACUUGGUUUACCAGACAAGGGGAUAAAAACAUUCAGAUGGCAGAUAACAGUUUUUCAGAUGGGGUUCCUUCAGAUUUCGUGGAAGCUGCUAAAAAUGCAAGUAAGACGGAAAAGCUCACGGAUCAGGUGAUGCAGAAUCCUGGAGUUUUGGCAGCUUUACAGGAGCGACUUGACAAUGCCCCUCACACCCCUUCCAGCUACAUCGAAACUUUACCUAAAGCAGUAAAAAGAAGAAUUAAUGCAUUGAAACAAAUUCAGGUGAGAUGCGCUCAUAUAGAAGCCAAGUUCUACGAAGAAGUUCAUGACUUGAAAAGAAAAUAUGCAGCAUUAUACCAGCCUCUCUUUGACAAGAGAAGAGAAUUUAUCACCGGUGAUGUUGAACCAACAUCUGAUACGGAAUCAGAAUGGCACAGUGAAAAUGAAGAGGAGGAGAAAUUGGCUGGAGACAUGAAAAAUAAAGUAGUCAUAACAGAAAAAGUAGCGACAACAGCUGAAGAGCCAAAUCCCAAAGGAAUUCCAGAGUUCUGGUUUACCAUCUUUAGAAAUGUAGAUAUGCUAAGUGAAUUAGUCCAGAAAUAUGAUGAACCAAUCUUGAAACACCUGCAGGAUAUUAAAGUGAAGUUUUCUGACCCUGGACAGCCUAUGUCUUUCAUAUUAGAGUUCCACUUUGAACCCAACGACUACUUUGCCAACUCAGUCCUGACAAAAACCUGCAAGAUGAAAUCAGAACCAGAUAAGGCUGAUCCCUUUUCAUUUGCAGGUCCUGAGAUCAUGGACUGUGAUGGGUGUACUAUUGACUGGAAGAAAGGAAAGAAUGUUACUGUCAAAACCAUCAAGAAAAAGCAGAAGCAUAAGGGUCCAGGCGCUGUUAGAACAAUUACCAAGCAAGUAUCCAUUGAGUCAUUUUUCAACUUCUUCAAUCCACUGAAAGCAUCUGGGGAUAGAGAAUCACUGGAUAAAGAUUCUGAAUUCGUAUUAGCCUCUGAUUUUGAAACUGGACACUUUUUCCGUGAGCGGAUAGUCCCACAGGCUGUGCUGUACUUCGCUAGGGAGGCCUUAGAGGAUGAUGACAAUUUUGACGAAGGUGAAGAAGAAGAGGACGAAUUAGAAGGUGACGAGGAGGGAGAAGAUGAGGAUGAGGUGGAAAUUAAUCCCAACAAGGAACCCAGCCAGCUGGCGGAAUGCAAGCAGCAGUAGGAAGUGGAGGUGGGCGCCUGGCAGACCGGCUGUCGCGACUCCAGGCCUGUGGGGGGAGGCCUCAGUCUUUGCCGCAUGUGGCACAAUCCCGUCGACAGCGCUUACUCCAUCUAAUCGUUUUCAAGUGCAUGAUUUUCACUUUCACUUUUCCUUUUUCCUUAUUAUUUUGCUUAACAUGUACAGUGGCAACUGAAAUGCAUUUCAAAAAUAGGAGGUUUUGUCCAAUACCCUCUGCAGCCUUGGCACCUGUAGCUCUGGACUUGCCUGGGCCUUUCCCUGUGGGAGGGCCCCAUAGACCCCAUUGGGGUGGGGAUCACUUGGCUAAAAGGGCCGAGGUCUGGUGAUGAGGUUCCAGGGAUCUAGAACCUCUCCUACCACUACUGCAGUUGGACUGAAUUCUUUCCUUUCAUUUGAAGAAACCCACUCGCUGUUUUCAGCUGCUUAAUCUGCUGAGUGUGAAGCCUGCGUCACCUGCUGUAUGCUAAUCAUCUCAGAAGGGGUGUGUAGAGUAGGGCCGUGUUCUCCUUAGGAUGUUGCUUUUUGAUCUUCUUUUUUUAGGGUUGGGUCAGGGUUGUGGCACACCAGCUCAGGCGAGAGCUGCCACAGGUCACCUCAUAUUUAUUUAUCCCUUCUUGCCUGUGAGGACUGCGGCCUUUUGCUGUCGCUUGUCCUUGCCAUUUCUGAACCACCCUGGUGACCUGAGCAGGAAAAUGUGCCGCUUCCUAGCAGGAGCAAGGGCUGCGCGGAAGAAACACUGCUUCCUGCCACCAGGGCUGAAGACGCGAGCCUGUCCUCGUGACACAGGCACCGCCCUGCUGCCGGAGUUGGGAUUCCGCGGUGUUCUCCAGUGAGGGGCUGGGCUGGGAAGUCCUGCAUUUCAUUUGAGCAUAUGAGCGUCAAGUCCUGCUUUCUCAGUAGUCCCAUUGCUGGGCCCCACCAUUCAUCCUGUCUGAAGGUCCUGGUUGGUGUGACCAGUUGGUGGCUGGUGAGUGGGGUUUCCAAGUGGGUGACAGCGCUCUGUGGCAGGCGGGGAUGGCCGUGUCCACGCUGACCAGGCCUGUAGAGAGUGCUCAGCCUAACCUUAGAACAUAUUUAUAACUGAAUACAGUGUUUUCAAUUUGUACAUAAUAGUUAGAAUAUUCUAUUAAAGUUAUGAAACAUGGAGAAAAAAAAAGAAAAAGUGCAAAUGAGUCCCAAUUUAUAACUGAUAGAUUUGAUUUUUGAAGACAGAGAAAAGAUCAAACCCACAGAGGUGUCACUCAAAGGAGCACUGUUUGUACAAGUCACACAAUUGCAAGAAGUUUUUAAAAUGAGCUGCAAAGUUAAAAUAGUUAAGCUUGAAGCAAACAUUCCUUUAUUAAUUCCACCUUUUGAGAGUUACAUAAUACCCAAGGCAUACGAUAUGGAAAUGCAAUUUGUUGUAAAAGCAGAUAGUUGCUUUAUAAUGGGAACAACAAAAAAUAAAACCAGUGUGCUUUUGCCUUUUGGUACAUGUGUGCUGCAUCUAACUGACAAGGAGGAAGAAGAUGACCACAUAUAGACAGAGCAAGCAAGUUGAAAUCUUGAAAAGUUUUAAGUGUUCCAAGAGACAAAAUACUUGAAGGAAAUAAUUUCUGAGUAAGAUCCCUCUAUAGAAUUACAUGGAAUAUUUUAGGGGAUUUUUAAAGGUUUUGCCCUUGCACCAGUUUUAACUUUAUGUUUGCCAUUAGAAUUUGAAGACACAAAGUAAAAUUACUCUUACUGAAAGUAAGAUUACUUUCCCUGUAGAUAGUCUGGUAAAAGAUCAUAAGAGGAAUAAUAUUCCUCUUAUGGAUUUGAAAUAAGUACUAUUAAUUUGAAAAAAUUCUUUUAAUUAUUAAAUAAUGGUGAUUUAUCCUUCUUUUACAUUUUCUUCCAAAUUGAUAGUUCACAUAUAUACAAUAGAUUUUGAAAGUUUGAGGGAUGUUGCUUGAUAGGUCUUAGGUUUAAAUCCUGGAGUAGUGUUGACAUCUGAGACAUACAUCUGGGCUUCUGACCCUGGUUUCUGUUAACCAAAUAUUGGAGGACCUUCUCCUUUUAAAAUGCAAACCGUGAGCUGAACUUAAUGAUCUUAAUGAUUCUUUUGAACAGUAACAGUCUAGGAUCUUUUUUUUUUCCUGAGAUGAUUUUUGAAUGCUUUUGUGUGGAACCACAUGCAUCAUAAUAGAUACAAAUCCAUGGAAGUAUAACAGUUAAAUACUAGAUCUUACUUUUUCAGGUUUUGAUUUCUCAUCUAAACUUUCCAAUGCUUUAUCAGUGAAGCAAAGUAACUCACAUUGACUAGCCUGCUCUCCUUUAGCAAACCCUUCAGAUAAAUGCCUCAUUUGCUCCUCACCACUAUCAUUUUAGAUUGGCCAGACAGUUGUUACUUACCUUUUAAGAAUGAGGAGACAGGUAGCCGGGUGCGGUGGCUCACACCUGUAAUCCCAACACUUUGGGAGGCUGAGGCGGGUGGAUCACGAGGUCAGGAGAUCAAGACCAUCCUGGCUAACGUGGUGAAACCCCGUCUCUACUAAAAAUACAAAAAAUUAGUCGGGCGUGUUGGUGGGCACCUGUAGUCCCAGCUACUCGGGAGGCUGAGGCAGGAGAAUGGCGUGAACCCGGGAGGCGGAGCUGGCAGUGAGCCGAGACCGCGCCACUGCACUCCAGCCUGGGUGACAGAGUGAGACUCUGUCUCAAAAAACAAAAAAAGAAUGAGGAGACAGGGUCAACCAGGUGGGGUGACUUGCCAAGGAUCACCUAAGUAUUGGAGAUAGAAUUAAAAUUUAGGUCUUUGAAUUCCAGAAUGUUUUUGUAUGAUACCAUCCUGACUCUCUAUACGUUUCAAAAUAAAUCAAAUUUUAAAGUUUUAUUUGAUUUAUUCAUAUGAAUGAGCUAGAGAAACCCAUACCAUAUAGAUAUACAUAGUAGAUAUUGGUCAAAUGUAACUUAAUUUUUUACCUCAUUAUCUCAUGUUUCUUGUAACAUUUUGUCUAGUAGGACCUUUUUGUGGUUUGUGGUCAUUUUAGUCAUGACAUCUACUGUCAUACCAUCACUGCAACCCAGAAAUGGGGUGAUGGGGUUACUAACUAGUUAAACACAAUCUAAAGGAGAAUUUUAGAGACAGUUAAGAUUGAGGACAGAGUUCUUGUCCACCUCGUAUUGUAUUGGGGGAAUGAACUAAUACUUACUGAAGGCCUGCUCCACAACAAACUCCUGUAAAUGAUUUACAUAAAUGUGUCACAUUUAAUCCACACAACAACCCAGUGGUGUGGGUAUUUAUAAAGGAGGAAUCUGAGGCACAGUGAGGUUAAAUAACUUGACCAAAUAUACACAUUUAUUAAGAGCAAAGCCAGGAUUUGACAUCCAGCUCCAUCUGAACUCAAAGCACUGUGUCUUCCCCACUGUAUUGGGAAGUAAAAGUAAGAAGAUGACUCAGAGAUGGAGAGUUAUAAUCUGGAAUUUGGAAUUUACUUCCAUUGGUAAGCCAUUUGAAAAUUGCAGCUCCAGGGCAUUGGGAGAUGGAAAGAAAGCUAGUGAGCAAUUAUUUCUUGCCUUUGUGUCAUGCUCCUACAUUUUGCUCCUCCUUAUCUCCUUAUCUGCGGUCAGAGUAGAUAGCAUGGAGGUUAUAUGCCCAUGCUACAGAUGUUCAGAGACCUCAAGGUCAGAAAGCUGGUUUAUGGCAGCACGUGAAUAUAGACAGACUUAUACAGAUUAGAAAAUUGAGAAGUUGAAGGCAGGAGAAAAUUCUGGAUAGAAGAGAACAUGGGAUUUGGAGUGAGAAAACCUGGGUCCUAGACCUGAUUUCAUUGCUUACUGGCAGUGUGAGUGUGGGGGAUAAUACUACUUACUUUACAAGGGCUGAGGAAAUUAAAUAAAAUAGCAUGUGGGAAAGAGUAUUGAUGGUUAGUCAGACACUAUAAAACUGCUAGUUGUUAUGCAGGAUACGGGAAGAGUUUCAAGAGAGGACAUUUGGUAUAACAUUAUAUACAGCCAAUGGUUUAAGGAGGACAAUGUAGAAGAGGUUGUGGAUUUGGCACUUAGGAGGUCAUUGGUGACAGACCUUGUGAAUAGAUGAGGGUAGGAACCAGAUUCCUGGGCUUUAAGUAAGAAGAGGGGUAGUCCAAUAGGCCAGUUAUAUAUUUGGCUGUGAAAGAGGAAAGUAAAAUCUGAGUACCUUUGAGAGUCAAAGGUUAUUUCCAGGUAAAGAAAACCAGUGGACUUCACCAUUCUCUUUUAGAUAACUGCUGGGAAGAAGUAGGAUGAUUGUAACACCCUCCACAUUGACACAGAACUCUAAAUGGGAGCCUAGGGAAAGUGCACAUUUUUUGAAGGGGUAGGCAAGAGGAUAUUCUCUAGAGUACCAGUUUCCAACUGUUGUCCACAUUUGUGGACCAAGAACAUAAAAGAAACAUCGUUCAGCUCUGACCUGAAGUUAUGCAGAACAAACAUUGUUUUGAGUUCAACUAGAUGAUCUUUCUUUCAUAGCUGUGUGGACAUUAUGUUACCUGCAGGGAGUAAGUCACUGAAGGACCCUGAAGGUAGAGCCUCAAAAAAACACCCUUUGAUCUUACUCCUAAGAAAAAUAGGAGAAAUUGGAAAAAUUCAUCGUAGAAACACAAAAAUAUGCG
This is a messenger RNA of Pongo pygmaeus (Bornean orangutan), 7374 nucleotides long. RefSeq names its product nucleosome assembly protein 1-like 4. NCBI's taxonomy places the organism in Eukaryota, Metazoa, Chordata, Mammalia, Primates, Hominidae. The record is from RefSeq and is a predicted model, not a curated record. Gene Ontology annotation, cellular component: nucleus. Gene Ontology annotation, biological process: nucleosome assembly.